This is a messenger RNA of Alternaria novae-zelandiae, 2685 nucleotides long. RefSeq lists its product as uncharacterized. The transcript has 3 exons. Gene Ontology annotation, biological process: pantothenate biosynthetic process. Gene Ontology annotation, cellular component: cytoplasm. The record is from RefSeq and is a predicted model, not a curated record. Bases 1 to 2685 code for a protein of 894 amino acids. Gene Ontology annotation, molecular function: 2-dehydropantoate 2-reductase activity. NCBI's taxonomy places the organism in Eukaryota, Fungi, Ascomycota, Dothideomycetes, Pleosporales, Pleosporaceae.
AUGUCUUCGGGGACGCAGCCAAGGAUCCUUCUUUUCGGUGCCGGGAGCGUCGGAACAGUAUAUCUGUACCUGCUCAGCAAGGUAGCUGCGACCACCGCCGUCUGCCGCUCGAAUUAUGAGGUCGUAAAGAGAGAUGGCUUCACCAUCAAUUCAUCUAUAUUUGGUCAAAACCUCCAUUUCAGACCCGAUGUAGUCCGAGACUGUGGAGAAGCAGCGUCUCAAUCAUCAGAUCCAUUUGACUACAUCAUCGUCUGUAGCAAGGCUAUCCCGGAUACGGUGCCGAAGCUCAUCGCUCCUGCUGUCACACCUGGACACACGGCUAUCGUACUCAUCCAAAAUGGCGUCGGUAUCGAGGAAGAAUACUUCAAGGCAUACCCAAACAACCCGAUCAUCAGCGCUGUUGUUUACAUGCCCGCGACACAACGGCCAGCCGGCGUCAUCAAACACGGUGAAGUCGAGAAACUUCAAGUCGGAGCCUAUCCCUCUUCUGCACAAAGUAAAUGUGCUAAAGCUUUCACGGAACUUGUCACAGCAGCCGGUGCUACAGCGGAAUUCUACGAGGACGUUCAGCACAAGCGAUGGAUGAAACUACUCGUCAAUGCAUCCUGGAACCCCAUGUGUGCUCUCGCUCUGAGCAAAGAUACAGAUAUUUUGACUGCUUCGAAAGAGGCCGACGGUGUUGUACUAGCCGUGAUGCUUGAGAUUCGCGAUAUCGCAGCUGCCUAUGGAUACGAAAUCACUCGGGAACAGGUGGACAAUCAGCUUAGCCGGGCGCAAGCCAGGAUUCCGACGGACGCUGGUAUCGAACCUAGUAUGCUUCAGGAUGUUCAAUCGAACCGGAGAAUAGAAGUAGAGGCUAUCGUGGGCAACCCCGUUCGCAUGGGUAAGGAGAAGGGUGUGGCGUGCCUACCAACACAAGCUCUUCUAUUUGACGAUACCCAAAACCUCAUCAUACCCUACUUUGCGAGCUCACCCGCCGCACGCUAUACCGACAAGAUGCGCACUGUCACCAUCGCCCUUCUUUGCUUUCUCUUGCUAGUAGCCCUCGACAUCGGCCGCGUCGUCGCAUCAUCUGAGUUCUUUCCGCUUAUUGUUCGCCGCCUCCAAAUCGCCGUCUCGUACCUAUACUGGGAGAUUUGCUGGGAGGUCUACUAUCAGUUCACCCACAACUUCGAAGGAGUUCCCCUCUACCUCCGCUUCAUCUCACUUCUCAUCUGCGUCUACCUUACCUUCGCCCUAUACGUACAUAUCAAGUAUACCUACUGGAUAGGCCCUCAUCCCGAGGCCGACCAAGAUCACCCCCACGAACCUGCCGAAAAGGGACAAUCGCAAGAGACGAAGCUCCCUGUCACUCCCACCGUCCCUCACAUCACACCGCCGCCCGUCACACUACCGCCUACAGAGCCAGCGCCCUCUUCAUACCCUCCGCCGUUCGAGUUCCCCUUCACCAACUUCCGCGGCACCGGCGAGUCGUUCGCACACUCCGAUCGACGCGACCCGACACACUAUUCCGUAUCGCAGCUAUCGACUUCAUGGGCAAACACCCGCCGCAAAGAGCGCGAUCACUGGUGGUCUGCACCUAGGCAACCAUCACCAGCCUACAGGUCUACCGAGCACGAGAAGGUCGCCGCGGCACCUACCAUACCGAAGCCAGAAGUGGCUCAAAUCACUACGAAGUCGACAGCGACUACCACGAAGGACCACGUAGUCAUCGCGCCUGCCCAUAAGGUUGUCGAGCUACCUCCGACAUACAUCCCUACUCCUACACAAACCCCAUCUACCCUCCCAUCAGCUCCCUCGAUCGACCCUCGGUUAGGGGGUUUGCGGGAUGUGGAGAAUAAGAAGCAUCUGAUCGUUGCUGAGAUGAAGUCCUUCCUAAGUACCAUCGGUACUGACGCCGGGUUUAUCCCCAAGCCAGCCCAGCCUCCCGCGUCAAGUACGCAAGACCCUUCAGCACCUAAGAUGGGGACGCUGUCCGCCAUCCCCACCACCACUAAGCACCUCCCCGCUCCCGCCAUCACGAUCGCUCCGCAGCCGCAACAGGCACCGAGUACCUCCGCGCCUAUCCAACAGGCACCUCCCCAGCAGCCGAUAGUGGCCCAAGGUGCAACAGCCCUCAUUGACUUUAGCAAUGAGGAUUGGUUUGGCCUGCCGGAGAAACAGCUUGUCCGUCUCAUGUGGGAUCGAUUCAGAUGGCCCAACGAGGCAGCCGCCAGUACGACCAUAGGGUCAUUCAAUAUACCAGAGCUUCUUUCGUUACCCACGAAGCAUCCAGAGUUCAUCAUGGCCUCGUAUGUGAAGACGGAGCUUGAGAAAAUGGCGCCAAUCUUCAAACGCGCUUCAGUAGUUCUCCGACUCCAAGGUCGUGGAUGCCCGUUGUUCCGUGAGCACGGACUCGAGAUGGCACCGUUAAUGGGCAACAUGACGGCUUGCCUCUCUCGCGCUGCCGAGAUGACCAAUCAGUGCCAAGAGGUUGCAGAUUGGGAUGCUCGGGACGAAUGGUACCAAGCCUGUCAGUAUUUUCACCGGAACGUCUUCGGACGAAAGGGGGUCUGGGAUUGGCUGUGUCACCAGUACGACUCCAAGAAUAAGAAAGAUGAAGACAAGCAUUACAAGACUCGUCCUCUCAGGGAGUUGUGGGAGAAGAUGGCGCCGACAUGGCUUCCAGACAUCGCAAAGCCUUGA